This is a messenger RNA of Danio aesculapii, 2110 nucleotides long. RefSeq names its product tubulin folding cofactor E (gene tbce). Gene Ontology annotation, molecular function: protein kinase binding. Bases 41 to 1606 code for a protein of 521 amino acids. Gene Ontology annotation, cellular component: cytoplasm. Lineage: Eukaryota; Metazoa; Chordata; Actinopteri; Cypriniformes; Danionidae. The transcript has 17 exons. The record is from RefSeq and is a predicted model, not a curated record.
CAUCCGGUUGCCGGUUCUGCAGUGUUUUAGCAGCGUGUUGAUGAUGUUGGAGGAGGCUGUGGGCAGACGUGUGUGUUGUGAUGGAGAAAGGGGAACCGUCCGCUAUGUCGGUCCAGUUCCUCCUACUGCAGGUGUGUGGUUGGGAGUGGAGUGGGAUCAUCCAGAGAGAGGAAAGCAUGAUGGCAGUCAUGACGGAGUGCAAUAUUUCACCUGCAGGCACCCAACAGGCGGCUCUUUUGUGAGGCCCCAAAAGGCCAGUUUUGGUGUGGAUUAUGUGACGGCUCUGAAGCAGCGCUAUGAGGUGGAGAUAGAGGAGGUGACGGCAGAAGAGAUGAAGAUCUCCAGCAAAACUGUAGUCAUGGUCGGCUUUGAGAAAGUCAAGAAGAAACAGAGUGUGGAGAACCUGACAGAAGUCGGUCUGAGGAGAUGUGAAGUUUCAGCUCCAGGCCCAGAGAACGAGAUCAGAAACACAACACCAUUCGUUCAGUCUCUGGAUCUUUCUGGAAACCUGCUGAGCUCAUGGGAAGUGCUGGCAGCCAUUACGGAGCAGCUGAAGUCACUGCAGGAGCUGCAUCUCAGUCACAACAGGUUGAGCAUCUCCAGCGACCCAGGCGCUUUAAGCUCCGCCUUCUCCCGUCUGAGGGUCCUGUCAAUCAACAGCUGCGCGCUCACCUGGACUCAGGUUCUUCAUUGCGCCCCCAUGUGGCAGCAGGUAGAGGAACUUUAUCUGGCUGACAACAACAUCACACAAUUACUGAAACCAGAACAUGUGCUACAGGCGUUAACAGUUCUGGAUCUGUCCAAUAACCGAAUAGCCCCGGAGACGGUACUGGAAAUCUCACAUUUACCCCGGUUGGAGAGGUUGAAUCUGUCAAGCACCACUUUAUCAGAAAUUGAGUUCAGUGAUGUUCCAGGAGGCAAGAAGACAACCUUUUUUCUUGCCUUGAAGGAACUUUUACUAGAUGACAACAACAUAUCAGAGUGGCGUGUGGUAAAUGAGCUGGAGAAGCUGCCAUCUCUGGUUUAUUUAUCCUGCAGGAGGAACCCACUGCUGCACAAAGAGAAAAACCUGGAGACGGCGCGACAAAUAAUGAUCGCACGACUGGGUCAACUAGAGCUGCUCGACAUGAGACAGAUUUUGUCAGAUGAGCGGAGGGGUGCGGAACUGGAUUACUGUAAGAUGUUUGGAUCUGCAUGGCUGCGGGCUGGAGGUCAUGGUGAAGCAGAGAAAAACCACCCGAACACAGACUUCAUGACUGAACACCCGCGAUAUCUCACGCUCAUCCAGAAGUAUGGUGCUCCAGACGAGGGCGAGCUAAGAGAACAGAAACCAUUUGCUCUAAAAAAUCAACUAUUAACCAUAACGUUUCUUUGUCCAGAGGAUUUGGAGAGGAAGCCUAUUGAAAAGAAGCUGCCAGGGUCGAUGAUCGUUCAGAAGGUGAAGGGGCUUUUACACCGGCUGCUCAAAUUACCAGGAGUCGAGUUGAAACUCACCUACACCUGCGCGAAGAUGGCCGAUAGAGAAAUUGAGAUUGACAACGAUCUGAAGCCGCUUCAGUUUUACUCGGUGGAGGAUGGCGACAAAAUCCUGGUGCGCUGGUCCUGAUGAAACCGCAGGGAAUUGUGGGAAAUUUGAGUCUUAGAGACUGAGCAUCACUCUAAUCCAAAAGAUUUACCAUCUUCUGCACUGACCACUUAAAAACAUCACGGAUCAUAACAAAGAAAUGAGAAUAUUCCCUGUUACUGGCCUUCAUCAUCUCCACGUUUGUGUUUACAAUUAUAAAACCACAUUUUAGUGCAGAAACUCAAUACAGCAUCGCCAAGCUCUGAACUUUUAAUAUAUAGAGCAGGGGUCAUCAAUCUCAGUCCUGGAGGGCCGGUGUCUCUGCAGGGUUUAGCUUCAACAUGCCUCAACACACCUGCCUGGGUGUUUCAAGCAUACCUAGUAAGAACUUGAUCAGCUUGUUCAGGUGUGUUUGAUUAGGGUUGGAGCUGAAAUCUGCAGGACACCGGCCCUCCAGGAACAAGAUUGCUGACCCCUGAUAUAGAGUAUAACUUUGCAUUGUUUGUGGAAAUCAUUUCAGUCUGUCACCACCAGAUGGAGCUUUAA